AUGCACAUAUGCAAUACGACCUCAACGUAUUAUGACAUUGUUCCAAGGGGGUGCCUACCUGGAAAUCGACAUGGGCAGAGCCAUCACUCCUUUCGCGGCUCAAAUGCUGAUUCCAGUGACAGAGAGGUGGUCACAAUAAGAAGAAGAAGGAAAGGGCUCAGCCAGAUAUGCACAGGUCCGUCGCCUGCUUCAAUAAUAACGCCAUUGGGCGGAUUUCGGGCGUUUUUGAACAACGUCCUGGGUUCAGCAGACUCGACAGUCGCACGAAAGGGUGACAGGGCAUUGCGAAACUUCCAAGGGUCCAAUCCAGCGCAGGUGCCUUUUUGUGCCACCACCCACAGGCAGCGCCAUUUUGGAUGCAAAUGCAAUUCAACGUUCCAGAAUCGAUGA
Pochonia chlamydosporia 170 is the source of this 390-nucleotide messenger RNA. RefSeq lists its product as hypothetical. The record is from RefSeq and is a predicted model, not a curated record. NCBI's taxonomy places the organism in Eukaryota, Fungi, Ascomycota, Sordariomycetes, Hypocreales, Clavicipitaceae. The coding region runs from base 1 to 390 and encodes 129 amino acids. The transcript has a single exon.